Messenger RNA from Theobroma cacao (cacao), 892 nucleotides. RefSeq lists its product as uncharacterized. Gene Ontology annotation, cellular component: intracellular membrane-bounded organelle; membrane. Lineage: Eukaryota; Viridiplantae; Streptophyta; Magnoliopsida; Malvales; Malvaceae. Gene Ontology annotation, molecular function: heme binding. The record is from RefSeq and is a predicted model, not a curated record.
UUCAUCACUAAGGUUGGUAGGUCGCAUGCGGGGAAGCGAGAGCUAACCCGUCCCUUGCUUUCACCUGAUCCCAUUGUUUCAUUUAUCCCCAAGUCUCCACCUUCUCCGUCCAUCUAGGAUAAAUUAGGGUAGCCCUGACAAAGAUAAGCAUAGUCGCUCGUUUUUCAGUCCUUUCUCACAAGAACCAAUGGCUGAACACACGGUUUACACCCUCUCAGAGGUUGCUCAACACAAAUCAAAGAAAGAUUGCUGGCUUGUCAUCGAUGGCAGGGUACUGAACCUGACAAAGUUCCUGGAAGAACAUCCAGGAGGAGAAGGGGUGCUGUUGGAGUCAGCAGGGAAAGAUGCGACAAAGGAAUUCAAGGAUAUCGGACACAGCAAGGCGGCUCAGAACUUGCUCCUCAAGUACCAGGUCGGAGUUCUUCAGGGUUACACUUUGAAGAAGGAUGCGGAUAUCCAGGUUGCUUCAACUGAUGAACCGAAAAAUAUGAAAGAGAUGAGUGCUUUUGUGAUCAAGGAUGACAGCAUGCCUAAAUAUGCAGGCCUUGUCGAGUUCUUUGUGCCGCUCUUGGUUGCUGGUUCCUACUUAAGUUACCGAUACCUGACGACAGGCUCAUCGAUGGUCUGAUUGAUUUGGUAUCAACAGAAAAAUCAACAUGAACCACCAAGCCAAAAUCAAGAUGUCUUUCUCCCUAGACAUAAAUAUCGGUCUAGAAUGUUACUAGUAUUAGAUUUUUACCAAGUCUUGGCAUGUUUAUUCCUUCUUUUUAUCUUCAGUUGUUGUCCUGGUGAGAGUUGCUGUUGAGGAUUGAGAAAAAGGAAACUUAGCAUAUUUAAUUACCUUGAUAAUUGGUAAAUGCUAUAGCAAUAAAAUGCAUUUUAUACGCCAAAA